GAGAGGCGGGAACUUCCUGAGGGGCGGGGCCCAGCCCGGUGGAACAUGGCGAAGACCUACGAUUAUCUCUUCAAGCUGCUGCUGAUCGGGGACUCGGGCGUGGGUAAGACCUGUGCGCUCUUCCGCUUCUCCGAGGAUGCGUUCAAUGCCACCUUCAUCUCCACCAUCGGUAUUGACUUUAAGAUUAGAACCAUAGAGCUAGAUGGCAAGAGAAUUAAACUGCAGAUAUGGGACACAGCUGGGCAGGAACGGUUUAGAACAAUCACAACGGCAUAUUACAGAGGAGCAAUGGGCAUCAUGUUGGUAUAUGACAUAACCAAUGAGAAAUCUUUUGAAAACAUUCGGAAUUGGGUCAGGAAUAUUGAAGAGCACGCAUCUCCAGAUGUCGAAAAGAUGAUUCUUGGAAACAAAUGUGAUGUGAAUGAUAAAAGACAAGUUUCUAGAGAGCAAGGGGAGAAGCUAGCUAUUGGUUUUGGAAUUAAAUUCAUGGAGACCAGUGCAAAAGCGAAUAUUAACAUAGAGAAUGCAUUUUUCACCCUUGCGAGAGAUAUCAAAGCAAAAAUGGACAAGAAAUUGGAAGGCAAUAGCCCACAAGACAGCAACCAGGGAGUCAAAAUCACACCAGACCAGCAAAAGAAAAACAGCUUUUUCCGAUGUGUUCUUCUGUGAGGGACACUGCCUUAACCUGAGCAUCUGCUCAAUUAAACUGGACUGUGCCUGUUCUGAGUGAGAUUUCCUCUGUGUGUGGAUUUAACACUUUCAAUAUGUCGUGUCACACUGUGGCCAUCAGAAUAAGAUUAAGAAAUUGUUUAUUUUAAUAACUGUCUGACUCUUCAAUUUUGGAGAUGAAAUUUUUUAAAUAUUUUUCUGUCACACCUUCCGCUUGGCAUAUGCAUUGUCUAGAGAAGGGAUACAGAUCAAAAGUGACCUCCAAUAGCACCUUUACUGACAAGCUUCACUCUCUGGGUGGGGGUUUAUAUCUAAUGUGUCUAAAGUAGAAAAAUUAAGUUUAAAUGACUUUACACUGAAAUGCCAACAUUAAUAAACUAAUGGUAUGUGUACAUGAUACCUGCAUCUAAAUGUCUAUAGAUACAUAGAGCACAAUCACUUCAAAACAACAAAAUGCACUUAUUUUAAACACUUAUAGCUUUCGAAUGGUGGGUAGAAGCUUUCUGCAUAUCUAUCCUUUCGGCUAUCACAGGAAAAAAUCACAUUUGUCUGCACGUCACUAGUUCAGUUCCACCGUUCUAGACAACCAACCAGUAAAACUGAAAUGAAACACAAUGCCUCAUCAGAAAGAAAAUAUCUAUUUUUUAGAGAACCAAAGUGUGCUGUAAAUAUAAUAAAUCCUUCAUAUGAGAAGUUUUGAGGAAGAAACUUUAUUUUCCACGUUAGGGAAGACCAUCCAUAAUAUAUUUGUCGAUUUAUCAAGGCAUCUUUUAAAUUGUGUCGGAGAUAAUUUUAUUCUAUACUCUUGUGCAAAUGAUCUGUUUUCUAAUCUGUUAUCUAUAGUUAUAGGCCAUGGUUCAAAUAUGUAGACCACCUUAUUCAAAGGUAAUGACGUAGCUGAAUAACACUGUGAUGGGCCGCAUAAGUUCUUUAUCUCAUAGUUGAGAAUGACUUCAAACAAACCUUUCAUGACUUAGUGGUUAUUUCUAACUUGUGAAAACAAAAAUGUAUUGCAUUGCUCCUGUAUGAAGAUGCACACUCCAUAUAUUGACACUUUCUGAAAACUGGCUUUCUUUGUUUUGGCUGAGAUUUCUCUUGCUCCCAUGCCAUGAUUGCUUAAGAUUUAAAGUGGCAGUGAACUGUUUUAACUAUGUAUGGCAAUGCAAACGAUGAGGUACAGGAAAAUUGUGGUGACCCUUAAAGAAAAUAUACUUCUGUGUAUGUACACUUUAUACACAAAGGCACAACACAUUCCAAUAUAUAAAACUUAACAGCCAAGCAAUUUUAAGCUCUUUUUAUGCAGCUUUCAGGUUAAUGGUUGUACGACUGAUUUAGUUAACUAGAUUUGAAAAGAAGCCAACAAGUAUAAGCUGUUUAGAAGCUGCUCUUUCUGUCUGGUAACUGGCAUAAUGGUAAAAGAGCAUAUUUGAAGAGAAUGAACGUAUCAUCAAUGUCCUGCAACUCACUGGAAUUGUUAACAUGUUUUGUUUACAUUGACAACUGCACUUAAGGGAAAAAUAAAUUAAAGCUCUGUUUAAAAUUGAGUUUUUACUCCCUACCUCUGUUUCCUUGAAGUCUGCGUGAAUAUGUUCCAACCUCUUUUCUUGCCGUAGCUUUCACUACUGUCACUAGAAUUAAAGAUCAAAUACAUUAUUAUAAAGUAUUUUAGUAACUAAUUCUCCUGCAGGCAAAUAUGAGCUCAGUCUUUUGGCUCAAACUGAAUACUAAACGGAAACUAAAGCUUUACUCUCUUGCACAUUUACCAUGUUACUUUUUUAAAUAGCUUUUUUUCUAUGCCUUUUGUCCAGUGUUGAAUUGUGAAACUGAGCUAAUU
Messenger RNA from Chelonoidis abingdonii (Abingdon island giant tortoise), 2503 nucleotides. RefSeq names its product RAB8A, member RAS oncogene family (gene RAB8A). Lineage: Eukaryota; Metazoa; Chordata; Testudines; Testudinidae. Gene Ontology annotation, molecular function: GTPase activity; GTP binding. The record is from RefSeq and is a predicted model, not a curated record.